AUGGCUGAUGUUACUGCAAGCCAUUGCUUGGGACUGAAAUGCAAAGAACAUCAGUAUCCUUUUGGUGAGAAAUGCUGCAAGGACUGUGCCCCUGGUGAAAGAAUGAGAAGCCGCUGCACAGCAACAACAGACACAGUCUGUGCCCCCUGUCAAGAUGAAUACUUUAGUACUGAGCACAACCACGACUUCUGCAAGAGCUGUACAAUCUGCCACACUAGGAAGGGGAGCGUGGAAGUGAAGAAGUGUGAGAAGACCUCUGACCGAAUUUGCAUGUGUGUUGCAGGUUACAUGCCAGAUGUCAGAUACACCCUGGGAAGCAUAUGCUUACCAUGUCCUGAAGGGUCUUACUCCACAGGGGGAAAUGAAAACUGUCAGCCUUGGACCAACUGCAGCAUUCUUGGGAAAAAUACUCUUCGACAAGGGACAAAAACAGGUGAUGCUGUUUGCAGUAACCAUGUCACGCAGCCGCCUACCUCUCCGAGUGCAACGCCUGUUUUGAAUCUUUCCACCACUGACCACAAGAAUAGUACGUCAACUGCAGUGUUCUCACCGUCCAGACCCGGUGUGAUUCCUUUCAUUUGCCCGGAUACGAACAGUCCCACAGAGACUAACUGGGGGUCUUUAUCACUUAUCCUUAUUUGUCUGGUAUUGCUCAUGGUGAGUGGAAUGUCCAUCCUCCUGUUGAUUAUCCAAGCAGUCAAAAAAGACACCAAGAGGAGGCCUUGUAGAAACAACCAUCAGCAAGGAAGGAGCUUUCGAAUUCCUGUCCAGGAAGAACAAAUUGACUCCCAUUCUAGUCUCAUCAAAAACUGA
Messenger RNA from Gavia stellata (red-throated loon), 813 nucleotides. RefSeq names its product TNF receptor superfamily member 4 (gene TNFRSF4). Lineage: Eukaryota; Metazoa; Chordata; Aves; Gaviiformes; Gaviidae. Gene Ontology annotation, biological process: inflammatory response. The transcript has 8 exons. Bases 1 to 813 code for a protein of 270 amino acids. Gene Ontology annotation, molecular function: protein binding; tumor necrosis factor receptor activity. The record is from RefSeq and is a predicted model, not a curated record.